GGGUCAGACGAAUACGCUCAAUCAACUCGCUCUCUCUCUCACACACACACUCUUUCCUGUACACUGCAGACGACUGGCUCGUUCUUGCCUCUUUCUUUUUGUCCCCAAGUACUUGUUCUUUCCAGCGACUGGAUCGCAUCCAAAUCUUGACUUUUUAUUUCAAACUUUACUCUCCUCUUGUCGCCAUGCUCCCCGAAGUAGCAGUCGCUAUCCUUGGCCUUGGUGCCUCAGUACUUACCAUCAGCUCGCCGGACGAGCUGUUCCAAUGUGAACCCGCUACUUUCUCCUGGACACCCAAUCUCGGACCUUAUAUCCUCAGCGUGACGCUAUCAGACCUCGCUCCGACAUUCAACCUGUCAAUGGAGGACCAGGAAGCUUGGGUAGACGGCGCAGAGAUGGUCAUCAGUAUUCCAGAGGCCAGUACAGCAACUUGGAUCGUGGAUCUCCCGGAGGGUCUCAACGUCACGACUCAUAUCAAGGAUGCAGAGGGACACAUUGCCAGUGGUUAUCCUAGAGUCAUCGGACCGGGCCACGGAGCGUGUUUGAUGGCCGCCGAAUGGUCAGAAUACGAAGACUGGGCUCGCACAGUAUAGGGUAGACUGUAGAUAACGAAUCACAAAGGACAUUUGUUUUCCAUCACAACAUCAACGGGCGGCAUGAUCUUUGAGAGAUCCUUUUGCUCAUCUGAUGCAUCUAAUUAUAUACGCAAUGUAGUCUGAUGCAAGCGUGUUACCAGCGC
Molecule: messenger RNA, 739 nt
Organism: Kockovaella imperatae
Lineage: Eukaryota; Fungi; Basidiomycota; Tremellomycetes; Tremellales; Cuniculitremaceae
Exons: 4
Coding region: 186-593 (135 amino acids)
Source: RefSeq, a predicted model, not a curated record